Molecule: messenger RNA, 2802 nt
Organism: Homarus americanus (American lobster)
Lineage: Eukaryota; Metazoa; Arthropoda; Malacostraca; Decapoda; Nephropidae
Gene: OstDelta
Product: dolichyl-diphosphooligosaccharide--protein glycosyltransferase subunit 2-like
Exons: 16
Coding region: 54-2012 (652 amino acids)
Biological process (GO): protein N-linked glycosylation
Cellular component (GO): membrane; oligosaccharyltransferase complex
Source: RefSeq, a predicted model, not a curated record
ACUCCCCUCCCUUCCUAGUUGGUCUGUUGACACUCCACCGACGGGAUAGAGCCAUGAGUCGAGCGGCAUUAGUAAUUUUGGCCUUAUUAGGGGUGAGCUCAGCCCUAUCCCCAUCCACAUACCUCACCCCUGGGGACAAGGAGAGGCUCAAGCUUGUUCUUGACCCAGCAUGGUCACUCUCAGACCUUGCCCAGGUUCUUUAUGCUUCGGCUGGCUACAAGCACUUAGGGCAAGAGAUUCCCAAUGCAGAGGGUGUGUGUAAUUUUGUCAAGAGUUCAGCUGGUGAUGGAGCAACUGUUGAAACACUAUUCUUGGCAUCAUCAGCCGGAAAGGCUCUUGGGUGCCCCAUAGCAGCUUCUGUUUCAUCAAUUCAGGCAGUGAGUGAGGCCAUCAGAGAAGGAGCCUCAUCCCAGGAGCUGUUCCAUGCAGUCAGUGCUGCUACCAAUCUUGGGGUGGAGCUGGACACUGCUAAGGUCCUCCGUGCCACUCAAAUGGCCCUCAAGAAAGAUGAUAGUGUAUUGAGCCUUGGUUAUGCCUUUCAUGUUGGGGCACAGCUCAAGGGUGAGGUUGGCAGUAUCUUUGAGAGGAUCGAGGAUGCCAUAGUACAAGCAGAUGAAGUUGAUGGCCGCAUGCUUCAGUUUGAAGGAGGCCUUUCUAUAACAGCAUUAGUCCUAAGUGGUGCUUACAAAUUAGCAGAAACUUCAAACAAGACCCCUCCGAUAAAGCCUGACCAAGCUGUCAAGUUUGCCAAUUACCUCAUGUCACGAAAGUCUGUCCAGUUGUCCAAAGGUGUAUACUACCUCCUGGAGGCUGUGUCCAUGUUCACAAACAACAAGUUCCAUGUGCCAGUAGCAAUCACUCUAGCAAGCAAUGUCGCUGUAAGUGCAGAAGCUCCCCAAGUGCAGGUGCGAGUGACAGAUCUUAAAGGUAGUAGUUUGGGACCCUUGAAGGUGACUGCUGAUUCUGCGACAAGAGUUGCUGAUGAAGUGGUUAUCAUAUCAAAGGAACCUCUCACACCUCUUUCAACUGCUGAUGGUGUCUAUGAAUUGGAUGUGAUGUCCAGAGGACCUGACCGUGGAUUUUACCGAUUGGUGGUUAGUGUAGAUGCUUCAGACUCACGCCUUGUGGGUCAUUCUGCUGCUCAACUCACUUUCAAAGUUCUCACUGCCAUAGACAUCCAGGGAGUGGAAAUUGGAACUGCUGAUUCUGACCAGUCUACAGCACCAAAUCUCCAGAAGGUGAGGUAUCCCAAUACUCUCUCGGCUGUCCUCGUAGCAGAUCAACACCAGCGUGUGAUGCUGCGAUUUGUGGUCCGAGACACGGCAUCUGGACGACCUACUGAAGUACAUCAGGCAUUUGUCAAAAUUACUCAUAUUGAUUCAAAGCGUGAGAUCAUCUUCGUUGCUGAAACAGAUUCAAAUGACAUCUAUAAAUUUGACAUUGAUGUAAGCAACAGCAUGAAAGAGUUUGGAGGAGUCAGUGGAGUGUACUCCAUAGAGUUAAUUAUUGGUGAUGCAUCCAUCAGCAACCCCACCCUUUGGCACAUAGCUGACUUGUCCCUCACUUUCCCUGGAAGCAUUGCUCCUUCUUCACCUCAAGACUUCACUUAUAAGGUUCGUCCAGAGAUCAAACACGUGUUCCGCAGUCCUGACCCAAGGCCAUCCUCCGUCAUGUCCACAACCUUUACCCUCCUGUGUAUCCUGCCCUUGCUGCUGCUAGUGCUCAUUUGGGUAAAGCUGGGUGUAAACAUCUCCAACUUCCCUAUAACUGUUACAGCGGUCGUGUUCCACAUCGGACUUGCAGGCAUUCUGGCACUGUUCUGUCUCUUCUGGGUGCAGCUAGAUAUGUUUAGCACAUUGCGGUACUUACUUAUGGUUGGCAUAGUCACCUUCUUCUGCGGCAAUUCCAUGCUGUCUAACAUAGCUGCUAAAAGGAAGGAGCAGGAGGUGAAGAUGGUGUAUGGGCCCUACUACAAUAAAUCAUACAGGUUUACGCAGCCACAGCAGAAUUAACUUGGACUCAGGGGUUUGGUGUAAGAAAUGCAUGAGCUGGCUCAAGAUACAAGGUGUUGAAAGUUCAUCCAUCCUAGCUGCACAAGUCCAGUUGUGACCAUCGGCCCUACUUUUGUUGAAAGUAAUUUUUUUGUGGUCCUUAAACAGAUUAGUUUAUGCUCAUUAUUGCAGAUUAAUGACUUCUCAGUAAAGCUGUGAUGUUGAAUGAACUGAUGUUAAUUUCAUUUUUAAAGGAAAUAAUUAAUAUACUGAGAAUUCUACAGUCUGUAGGGUUGUAAGGUAACAAAGGAAACAGGGUCAGAAAAACAACUUUACUCCUGACAUUUCAUCGGGAAUAAAGUCCUUUGUAAUUGAACUUCAGGAGUAAAGUUGUCUUUGACCCUGAGUUUCCUUUAUUACCAUACAAACAUUUGUCCAAAUGAAUACUACUUACAGUCUUUAGUUACGGAACUUGAUGUUUUUUCAAAACUGAAAGCAUUAUCUUUUACUCAGUGGAUUGUGAUGACCUGGUAAACAUUUAUUUUAUUUGGUCACCCUGGAUAAUGUGUGUAUAGUUGCCUACUAGUGAAUGAUAUUAUGAUUGACAAAGGAUACAAGAUAUUAAACCUGUAUGAUGUGUGGAUGAACAAGCAAGUGUUUAGUUUUAUUUCUCUGCUUGUCAGAUUUGAAGGUUCCAUUCCACAGGUUUUUGGUGUUAUUUAGAUUGUAUAUCACUCAUGCUUGUUAAGUCUAAAAUGUGUGAUGAUGUGUUGUAGGGGUGCGAAGAGGUGAAAUAAAAAUCUAAAUCUUA